AUGGACUACUCGAUUGUGCGGAAAAACGAGUCAUUGGCCUUGUCGAAAUGGACAGCUCGAGACCAGAUACUACUGAAAGUCGGGAUGACCCGUAAAACUACGGUUUUGGCGCGACUUUUGGAGUGGGAAAAUAGCUGCAAGCACCCUGUGACCGGGAUCGACCUGGCCAAAGUCAACCAGCUUUACCAAGCCUCCUCACAACGCAAAAGCACCAGCUCAUCGCUAGUUCGUCUUUUCCAGAAAUUAUCGCUUUCUAGCGACAAAAAAGCCGGGAAAAGAGCCGACGGCACUGUUUCGAUCCCCGGGUUCCGCGACGGAGGCUUCUACGUAGCGAACGGGCGGUCUUUGGAGCUUAUAGAGACACAAAUCCACCAAUUACUGUGGAAUAGAUACGGACAAGGUUUGAUCCACUGCUACGGGUGCAAGAACCAUCUGGACCAGCCCAAAAGACACCGAGAAUGGUUCAUGGUGCCGCUAGACCAAGUCCCAGAAAUAUUCAGAGCCAUUGGGGCCAUUUGUAGCGGGUCUUGA
Messenger RNA from Lachancea lanzarotensis, 531 nucleotides. RefSeq names its product LALA0S02e11430g1_1. The transcript has a single exon. Lineage: Eukaryota; Fungi; Ascomycota; Saccharomycetes; Saccharomycetales; Saccharomycetaceae. The record is from RefSeq and is a predicted model, not a curated record. The coding region runs from base 1 to 531 and encodes 176 amino acids.